AUAGGCCUCCAGGGCACCACACAGAUUUUAUUAAAGAAUUUGGUGGGUUCUUAUCAGAACUAGUACUGGCCGCAGAUAGACUCCUUGUCGUUGGUGACUUUAACAUCCACGUAGAUAACGUUACAGAUGCCUUAGGAAUGGCUUUCAAAGACACUCUUAACUCCAUGGGCAUUAGUCAACAUGUGUCAGGACCCACUCACCUUCGUAAUCAUACUUUAGAUUUAAUACUGUCUUACGGUAUAAAUGUGGACGACGUUAAAAUCCUUCAGCAGAGUGAAGACAUUUCGGAUCAUUAUCUGGUAUUAUGUUUGCUUCACUGGCCUACGGCUGCAAAUAAAACUCAUUGUUACAAAUAUGGUAGAACAAUAACUUCAACUACCAAAGAUGCGUUUCUCGAUAAUCUGCCCGAAUUGUCUCAAAUCAUGAGAAAUAACGUUGAAGAUCUUGACAUUACCACUGAAAAUUUUAAUUCCACCUUCUCGGUAACGCUAGACAAAGUUGCUCCACUACGUUUAAAGAAGAUUAAAAAUGGCAGCCCCACACCGUGGUAUAAUGAACACACUCAGGCUCUAAAGAAAGCGGCCCGAAAAAUGGAGCGCAACUUUAAGAAAACUAAAUUAGAGGUAUUUCGUACAGCAUGGAAGGAUAGUAUUCGAAAAUACAGGAAAGCCCUAAAAACUUCUAGAUCCGCCUACUUUUCAUCACUAAUAGAAGAAAACCAGCACAACCCUAGGUUUUUAUUUAACACGGUGGCUAAAUUAACAAAAAAUAAAUCGUCAGUGACUUCUGAUCCUGUAUAUCAGCAUAGCAGUGAUGAAUUUAUGAACUACUUCACAUAUAAAAUCCAAGAUAUUAGAGAAAAAAUUAUAACAAUGCAAUCAGAAGUGAAACCCGCUGAACAAACUAACUACAGCGCCCUUAAGGAGAAAAUGCAAUUAUUUUAUACCCGUAGAUCACGAUGAGCUGUCUAAAAUUAUUAGAUCAUCUACAGUAAAUCAACAACAUGCAUACUAGACCCUAUACCUACAAAUCUACUGAAAGAGAUGCUCCCAGAAAUUAUAGAUCCUCUUCUUGGUAUUAUUAACUCAUCUCUGACAUUAGGACAUGUGCCUAAAGCAUAUAAGGUGGCUGUUAUAAGCAGUGUUGGGUAAUUAGUUACUGUAAUUUAAUUACUUUUCCCUUGAAAAAGUAAAGUAAGGGAUUACUCUUAUUUUUUCUGUAAUUUCAUUACAGUUACUUCUGAUGUAAUUAAACUAAAUACUUUGUGUAAUAUACAGUAUGUGUGUGUAAUAGUGGAAUUAACAUCAAAAUUCAAAGUCCAAGUUUAAAAUCUGUGCUUUAAUGUGUAAUUCUCACAUUUGUAUUUUGCACAUACUUUGGUCAGUUAAUAAGAGUACUUUAUGUAGUUUUAUAUUAUUUAUUUGAAUGAAUUAAAAGAGCCCUUUCAUGUCUAUCCUUGAUUCAGUCCUAAUCAAGGUUGAUGUAGGAUAUAGAAAGUAUUUAAUAACAAGUAACUAAAUACUUUUUGGAGAGAGUAAUUUGUACAGUAACUAUUGAAUAUGUAAUUAGUAUAACUAGUAAUUAAUUACUUUUUGAGAGUAACUUACCCAACACUGGUUAUAAGGCCCCUUGUCAAAAAAAACCAAACUCGACCCUAGAGAACUAGGGAACUACAGGCCUAUAUAGAAUCUACCUUUCAUAUCUAAAGUUCUGGAAAAAGUAGUUUCAACUCAAUUAUGCUCCUUCCUCCAAAGGAAUGACAUCAAUGAAGAAUUCCAGUCUGGAUUUAGAGCAUGUCACAGUACAGAGACUGCUUUGAUCAGAGUUACAAAUGAUCUGCUAUUGGCGUCUGACCGAGGUUGUAUCUCGUUAUUGGUGCUGCUAGACCUUAGUGCUGCAUUCGAUACCAUUGACCACAGCACACUCCUACAUAGACUCGAAAAUUAUGUCGGCAUUAAGGGAAUAGCUUUGAAAUGGUUUAAAUCUUAUUUAUCCGACCGUUUUCAAUUUGUAGCAAUAAACAAUGAGGUGUCACGCAAAUCGCAAGUCCAGUACGGUGUACCACAGGGCUCAGUCUUAGGGCCUCUGCUCUUCGCAUUAUACAUGCUACCUCUAGGAGAUAUAAUAAAGCGACACGGAGUUAGCUUUCACUGUUAUGCUGAUGAUACUCAACUUUAUAUUUCCUCGAAGCCUCAUGAAACACAGCAGUUCCAUCGAAUAAUGGAAUGCAUAGUCGAUAUAAAAAACUGGAUGAGUAACAACUUUUUAUUACUGAACUCGGACAAAACGGAAGUGUUACUUAUUGGACCGAAAACUGCUAUAAGUAACAACCAAGAAUACUGUUUAACUAUUGACGGAUGUUCCAUAAAACCCUCGUCGUCAGCAAAGAAUCUUGGCGUUCUAUUCGAUAGUAAUCUGUCAUUUGAGAGCCACGUCGCCAACACCUGUAAAAUUGCGUUUUUCCAUUUUAAGAAUAUAUCUAAACUACGUCAUAUGCUGUCAAUCUCAGAUGCAGAGAAGUUAAUUCAUGCAUUCAUGACAUCAAGACUAGAUUACUGUAAUGCACUGUUAGGUGGUUGCCCUGCAGGCUUAUUACAAAAACUCCAAUUGGUCCAAAACGCGGCAGCUCGAGUUCUUACACGUACAAAAAAGUAUGAACAUAUUAGCCCGGUUCUGUCAACCUUGCACUGGUUACCUAUAAAGCAUCGCGUUAACUUUAAAAUCUUGCUUAUUACCUAUAAAGCCUUACAUGGUUUAGCUCCUCAGUACUUGAAUGAACUCCUUUUGUAUUACAGUCCUUCACGUGCAUUACGCUCUCAGGCGUCCUGUCAGUUGGUAAUACCUAGAAUUUCAAAAUCAAGUGCAGGUGGUAGAUCCUUUUCCUAUCUAGCGCCUAAACUUUGGAAUAGUCUUCCCUGCACUGUCCGGGAGGCAGACACACUCUGUCAGUUUAAAUCUAGACUAAAGACGCAUCUUUUUAAUCUUGCAUACACUACUCUUCCAUAAUAUAAAUCUUCAGAGGGUUUAGGCUGCAUUAGUUAGAUCAACCGGAACCAAAAACACAACUGAUGUACUUGUUGCAUCAAAGAGUACAGAACAGUACUCUACUCUCAGCCAGUCUUGUCUCAUUGUUCCAAGGUUACCACAGCGAGCAGGAUGCAGUUCAUGGCCUGACCUGAUGGUAGAGCGGAGAAUGGGAAGUGGGGACCUGACAAGAGCUGAGAUGAUAGAGCUGGAUAAAGAAGGACGCGGUCUCCUGACACGUCUUCACCACAAAAUUUCAAAUGCUAUUAGAUUAUUAAUGAUAAUCUUAAACUAUAAUUUACCUUACGAGUAAGUUUAUUUAUUUUAUUUAGCCUUGUUGUGCAAGUUCUCUGGAGCUUGUGCAGAGGCAGCAGCUUUUGCCAGAGGGGAACUGGAAUCCAGAUGUUUUUCUUUAUCAUGGAGAGGAUAAUGUCAUCAUCCACCACUUUGAUCUCAUAUGGACACCCAGGAUUGUUUUGUUACUGAGCUCAGCGGUGUGUUGUUUUUUUCUUAGAAUGUACCAAAUUGUUGAUUUGGCCGCUCUUAAAUGCUUCAUUUAUGACAAAAUUAUUUAAGGAAAAGCCCAUACAUGUGAAUAAAACAGCUUUUUAUUCAACUGUCCAAUUACUUUUGGUCCCUUGAAAAAGGGGGGUGCUUCAUAUUAAAGAGCUGUAAUUCCUAAAUCCUUUAGUUAAUCUGGAUGUGAAUACACUCUAAAUAAAGCUGAGAGUGUGCACUUUAAGACAAUAUCUAUUAUAAAACAUUUGUCAAUAUGUCGAAAACAUAUUGAUACACAGCUAAAAUAACAAAAAAUGUGCUUCUGUCCAAAUAUUUAUGGCCCUAACUGUAUAUGACAUUAUAUUUACAGAUGAUUAAACCAACUUGCCUGUUCGUGCCGUUUGAACGUCGUUUCUUACUUUAAAACCGAAACUAAACGUCUUUUCCUCGCGGAAGGUCUGCGUUCGGUAAAAAUGAGCUUAUAAAAUAUUUCCAAUUCACAUUUCAUGUCCAGUUUGUUUCUCGUGUGGCAAGUAGGCGUGUAAUAAGCGGCAUAAUGUACAAGCAGCCGGCUGUUAUCGCCAAAUAAACCCCUUCUGUGUGACACAAGACCCUCCGCUUUACUUCCUGAUCACACUGAAGGGGAUUAUUUCUGCCAUACAUACCCACACAUACUCGCAUAUAAAACACCAUGGCGAUUCAAAAUAAAAUGCAUGUUGGCCUAAGCAUGUUUGUGUUGUUUUUUUUAUUGAAGAAUAAUAAAGAAAUGGUAUUUCAAAAGUGAUAUCUCAUGAAGCUCAGUCUGUUUAGAGAUCAUCAUCAGGCUGUACCUCCCUCACAGGUCUCCUCUGUUUUCUGACGAUGUGUGUAGUGUAGCACAUGACACAGUACAGGCCCUGUCAGGCACGUCUGAGACACUGAAAUCCUUCAUUCCUGUCAGUUGCCCAAAGGUCAUUUCAUGAUCUUGACCUGGCUAGGGCUGCAGUGUGACAGGUUUGGGUCAGGGAAUGGUGUCUUCAUCAUAAAUGUGACUGAAGACUGUUGACUCAUGCAGAUUCAGCUCAUUUUGCUUCAGUGCUGGUGAUACUGUAGGAGCAAUUAAUAUGAAUUAAUAUUACCUGCAAAUGUUAUCAUUUAUUUUCAGAAAAUAUCCUCAGAUGGCAGGACAGACUGCAUUUUUUUUAUAAAUUCCCUGCAUCAUAUACAUAUGCACUUGUCUGUGCUUUUAUAUAUAUUUAAUAUGAACGUCUGAUAAAUUAAUAUGGCAAAUAUCUCCUUCACAAGAAAAGAAUGAUAUUUUAUUCUUUCAUUUAUUUCGGUCCUCACCGAAGACUUUUCACAGUAAAUAAAAAUUGUUCUAAAUAUAUUAUAUUACAAUAAAUAUUGUUCUAAAAGCAAAACAUUGCGUUGUUAAAUUGGCAAAGCUCUUUCUAUUAAUCCUGUACCUUGCGCAACAAGUUUGCUUUUGUAUGAAUGAAGCCGACUUGACUGCGUCAUGGCUGCCAUCUAGUCCUGUUUACAUGAAAUAAAUCCUGCUCCCAAAGAGGGAACCUAACUAACGGACCUGUUGCUAAGACAACGAGUCCAGGAUGAGCGUCAAAGGACCGAACAUCAAAGAACAUGCGAAAUCGUCAACAAUCAAAUCCAGCUAACUGAGUUAGCGAGGUACGAAGAAAAGGCCUAUAGGUAUUUAGUAUGAACCAACAAACAAGAUCUGAAAACAAACUUGUUACUAAACCUUGCACUUUACUUGAAUUAUUCUAAACACGGAGGGCGCAGAACUACACUACAGCCUGCUUCAUUUCUCUUCACUGUAAAUCACAGAUAACACACAUCAAACACCAACUGACAUUUUUUUAACUGCCUAAUAUUGUAAGCACAUUCAAGCUGAAGACAUUUUCAAUAUAAGACAUUAGAUUGUUCGUCAAUAUUAGCUCUGUCAUCAUGCUUUCUAUGCAGCUCGCUAAGAUAACGUCACAAAAAAGUUGAAAAAGAUCUUCUGACCUCCAACAACGGGAUAUACCCCUCAAUCCAAUUGCUGUAACCCUUCAGAAGAAUGGGCUUUUGUCUUUGUCAGCCCAUGACUCCACUGGGUUCAUAGUAAGAGGAGGCAAAAAGCGCUUUGAGGUUUGUGGUCCAUGCAGCCACUGCUGUUGUGAUGCUUCUGUUUACCCUCUCAGCCUCUUUUCAGAUUCAAGAUGGCAGCAGGCUGAAUAAGGUCUAUGGACUGAGUUUGCAAUUGGAAAAACAUCUUGGGGUAAAUUUGGAACGGGAGGUGUUUUACUUCUGCUGGGGAGGUCAAAUGGGAAAGAAUGUGAAGAGAAGUAGUGAAGAAAAGAAAAUGGAGGAAAAUGUUUCCCAGCUGCCCAUUUGUUAUAUAUACUGUAUAUAUGCUGUAUAACUGCAUAUAAAAUAUGCCACAACCUCUUCACACACCUUAAAGAUUUGAACCUGUUGACUUCGUAUGGAAAAUGGUUUUAUUACGAAGAUUUUAAAAAGGUAUCAUUUAGAAGAACAAGACAUUUCACCUGAUCACUAAAUGAUCUCUCUUGCGCAGACAGGAACCAGCGGUGAGUCCAAAGCCAGGACUCACAUUCGAUGAAGCCAAGCAAGUUUGCUAAAAUGCCACCCACCAUGCUCUACAGAAGCGGCACAAAGUCCAGACAUGGAUGGAGAGGGUCAGAGAGGGUCCCGGCCACCACCGACCUCUGUGGCCCGUAGAUGGACCCUCACCACUUCCGGCUACAGGAACAGCGGGCCAGCCAGGAUCUCUGUUUGAUCCUUGAAAUGGCAGGCAGACUGACUGCUGGAAAGCAAAGGCGUGUGGCUUUGAUGGAGAAGCUCACCUUCCCGGUCCUGAACUACGGAGAACUGGUUUUAAUGCUUUGAAAGGACUCCUCUUCUAGAAAAUUCACUUUUACAAGGGGUUUACACUAAUAUGUGUCCGCUUUGUGUGUAAAAACAGCCUAUAAUAGUCCUUUUAUAUAAUCCACAUAAACCAGAAGUACUCUCUUCUAAAUCUGCUAAACUAACACAUGACAACAAGGAAAGGUUAUCCCAUUUUCGUGAAUUUAAAUCUCUGUGGUUUUCACAGCCAUGGCAGCGCAGCAGUGUUGGGGCCAUAGAUAUAAAUAACUAGAUGCCGCAUUCAAGCGCUCCAGGCAUGUAGACGUGUUCCCCAUCUCGGAACGGUCCACUGACGUCACUCACAGUUGACUAGAAUGCCUCAACACUGCCCCUUUAAAACACAUUGUGCACAGAAGGUUUUUUUAAUAGAAAUGUUUCAUCUACUUGAAUUUAUAGCUGUUUAUAUGCGUGUUGCUCAAAUAUUAUUUGACAUGGUGUCUGUGUUUUAGGAUAACGUGCCAAUAAAGAC
Triplophysa rosa is the source of this 6898-nucleotide messenger RNA. RefSeq lists its product as uncharacterized. The transcript has 2 exons. The record is from RefSeq and is a predicted model, not a curated record. NCBI's taxonomy places the organism in Eukaryota, Metazoa, Chordata, Actinopteri, Cypriniformes, Nemacheilidae. Bases 2104 to 3006 code for a protein of 300 amino acids.